AUGGACAGUGCCAACGUCGAUAGAAAUGUGGGCUCAAAGAAAACGCGUAGCGGUAUUUUAAAUAAAUCCUUUAAAGUGAAUACAAUGCCGGCGCCGUCGAAAGGCGCUAAUCGGGUGCCAAAAUGUGCGCGUUGCCGCAAUCAUGGCAUCAUCUCCGAGCUGCGUGGUCACAAGAAGCUAUGCACCUACAAAAAUUGUAAAUGUGCAAAGUGCGUGUUGAUCUUCGAACGGCAGCGUAUUAUGGCGGCGCAGGUUGCCCUGAAGCGUCAACAGGCGGUGGAGAAUGCCAUUGCGCUGCGCCUGAUGGCCACCAAGACGGGCAAACAAAUGGAUGCGUUGCCGGAGGGACAAAUCUUUGGUCUCUCCACGAGCGUCUUAAAUGAUUGUGCGGAGAUGGGCGAUGCAAUGGACAGACAAUUGCCAACACAGCGUCAAAUGAAAUCACAACAAAUACAACAGAUGGCUGAGGACCUCAGCACGUCCAGUUGUGGCGGCAGUUUGAGUCACGAGGCAACAACUACACCCUUGGGCUCAACACCCACCCCACCCUCUCCAGUGGUGGUCUCUCAGAGCGCUAUCGAUAUGUUGGCGCAACUUUUUCCGCAUCGGAAACGCUCCGUACUAGAGUUGAUAUUGAAGCGUUGUGACUUGGAUUUGGUGCGCGCAAUCGAGAGUGUUACACCUGCAAUUAGUAACACAGAAGCAACAACCACUGCCACUGCUAGCACAACAAUUAACGCAACAACAGCAAUAAAAACAACGCCCAUACGAAGCGCCUUUAAGCCGGUCAUAGCGGAGUUGUAUUCGCACAAAUCGGGUUUAACUGUGAGUAGUGUUAGCGGCUCUCCCGUAUCCACCGGCUCACCGGCCAUCUGCGCCUAUCCCAAAUGGUUUGUACCGCUCUCUUUUCCCGUUACAAUGGGCCAUCUAUCGAAUUUGGCGCCACGCUGCACCCUUCCCAACUGCACCUGCAUGGAUACGUAUCAAUUCAAUUGAUGCCGCCCGCACACAUCUCCUAAGAAUAAAAUACAACAUAAAUAGG
This is a messenger RNA of Bactrocera tryoni, 1042 nucleotides long. It is a transcript of the gene dmrt93B, whose product is annotated as doublesex- and mab-3-related transcription factor A2. The transcript has 4 exons. The record is from RefSeq and is a predicted model, not a curated record. NCBI's taxonomy places the organism in Eukaryota, Metazoa, Arthropoda, Insecta, Diptera, Tephritidae. Gene Ontology annotation, molecular function: DNA-binding transcription factor activity, RNA polymerase II-specific; RNA polymerase II cis-regulatory region sequence-specific DNA binding; protein binding. Gene Ontology annotation, biological process: regulation of transcription by RNA polymerase II; sex differentiation. Gene Ontology annotation, cellular component: nucleus. The coding region runs from base 1 to 996 and encodes 331 amino acids.